This is a messenger RNA of Phytomonas sp. EM1, 1980 nucleotides long. The record is from the annotation of a GenBank genome assembly. Lineage: Eukaryota; Euglenozoa; Kinetoplastea; Trypanosomatida; Trypanosomatidae.
AUGAACUUCUUCAGCAAGCACAGUUGCGGUAAAUCAAACUUCGACCACAUUGGUGUACCCUACGAGGAGCCUCCGCCGCGACACGGACGCAGCGUUGUAAUUGACUUAGAUAAUGUUUCAAUCGAAAUCCCAUCCCACCUAAAUCAAAGGGGCGGUGCUUCAGGAUAUAAUCGUAGGGAAGAAUCUCAACAACGCCAUCACGGUGUCUCUACUAUGGAUCCGCUGUCCGAUGCAACGGUGAGUGCGGACUUUCGCUCAGAUUCACAUAGUUCAUCGAUCGUGUCUUCUGGUGGCAGCAUUGCAAUCCACCACGGUCGCAACACUCCAAUUAAUUUUACAUGCAGUGGAUAUCCAGAGGAUAUACUCCGUUUCUGUUCCUGCAUCUCUUCUUUAUCUCACUAUCCCGCAGCUACCAAACCACCAAAACCAGUUGGUCCAUUCCGGGUGGACAUAUUCUAUAUCAUCUUGCUGUUUAUAGACGCGAGUAGUAUAAGUGACAUCUUGGCAGUGGGCAGCACCUGUCGUUUCUGGAGAUACCAUUCCAACUACGCGCCACAUUGGACUUACUUUCGUUGCAAAGCAUGGUCUCAACGUGAGAUAGACCUGCCGCAAUACAUACGGGCGAUUGUUACGAAACCCAAGAUUGUCACUCGGGAGGAAUACAUUGAGGAAAUAAAGCAAGUUGAGGCGUGCAGGUCUCACGAAAAGCUUGUGAGCACUGCGAAGUACCUGCACUGGUGUGUAGCUAUCGCUCUUUUGACAUGCACAAUGAUCGUUGCUAAUUUUGCUGCUGCUUAUUUACUCAGCUUAUUAUCGUCAAUAUUGGUAUCGGACGUAAUAUUGGGUAUCGUUGUGUUUUCAUUAAUGGCUGCAAUGACGCUGGUAGAGACGUUAGUAGCGAUAAUUCCGCUAGGGAGACUUUCGGGAUCCAACAAGGACUCCAUGAUACGCAUCUUAGCCUGGGUCGUUCUGCUCCUAGGCGUCAGCCUAGUCUUUGGUACGAUUUCGUGCCUUGCAUUUGCGCGUGUGAAAGGUGUGGAGGAGGUGUUGCAGGGGUCAACAAUGAACUUCGCCAUGGACGCGAAGUGUGUUGCCUAUCCAGGUAAAACGUACCCUUCUUUUGCGCUGUUGCCGGCGCAGCUUUCCGACGUGCGCUGGCGACCCGUCACCAUGGACCCGGAGGAAAAGUCGUUGAUCCCAUACUGUGUAGCAGGGCCUAAGGAUAAGAAUACGAAUAGGAAAUGUUACAUUAUAUUGUUUUUUGAUGCACUUUACAAAUCUCCAGUGUACAAUGACGCGGCGUCACUUUUCAAAGGUAAAAAUGUUGGAAGUACAACCGCGUUGGGUUUUGAUCCCACUAAAGACGACGUCGCUGCACCGCACAUGUGGUGCGCAGCAUUACAGUAUCCACAAGUUAUUGCUUUAACAACGGACAUGUACAAUGCAGUUCGUGAGGAACGUGACAUGAGGUUUCCUUCAAAUGACCAAUGGCUAAAUCCAGAGAUACGCCUGACUGAUACAUAUAGCAUCAGCUAUCGCUGCAGCUCCACAAUACAGCGUGAGGGAACAGAGUACCCUAUCAACUCAAUGACGCCCUGGUACUUGUAUAGUGUACCGUGGAAUCGACAUGGAAUUCCAUUAGUUACGUAUCACCUUCAGGAGCGUUCGGAUUUUCAGCUGUUGUACACUCUCUUCCUCAGACUUUCCGUUAUUUGCUACAUAAUAACGUUUAUUUUCUGUGCUCUCUUAUUGGUUGUUCAGUGUAUUUUCAAAAACGCUGCGAUCAGUGUACUCGGAGCGACAACCACGAUCACACUUUUCGUCAUUAACCCUAUAGUAAUGGUUCUCGCGGGUGUCAUGUGUGUUCACAUGAAUAAGUGGUACAUUAUGUGCAGCGUCACGUCAGGUGGACACCUCAUCGGCGGUGGAAUUGCCAUAGCCUUUAUGCUGGUUGCUAUUUACGUGUCUGUAUCGGACUAG